GUCCAAGGGGGCGGGGGUGGUGUUGCUGGGCUCUCCGGAAGGAGACGUGGCGGCUGUUGGGGCCCGGGUUGCCUGGGCGCUUGGUAGUCCCGCCGCCUCCUCCUCCUCCUCCUCCUCCUCCUUCCCCCUCUCCUCUCCACUGUGGGCCGAGGGGGUUGUGGCGGCGGCUGGAGAGCUCGGCGGCGGAGGAUGGAGGAAGGAGGCGGCGGCGCGCGGAGUCUGGUCCCAGGCGGGCCGCUGUUACUGGUACUCUGCGGUCUCCUAGAGGCGUCCGGCGGCGGCCGAGCGCUCCCCCAGCUCAGCGAUGACAUCCCUUUCCGCGUCAACUGGCCCGGCACCGAGUUCUCUCUGCCUACAACUGGAGUUCUGUAUAAAGAAGAUAAUUAUGUCAUCAUGACAACUACACAUAAAGAAAAAUAUAAAUGCAUUCUUCCCCUUGUGACAAGUGGUGAUGAGGAAGAAGAAAAGGAUUAUAAAGGCCCAAAUCCAAGAGAGCUAUUGGAGCCACUAUUUAAACAGAGCAGUUGUUCCUACAGAAUUGAGUCUUAUUGGACUUACGAAGUAUGUCACGGAAAACACAUUCGGCAGUACCAUGAAGAGAAAGAAAGUGGUCAGAAAGUAAAUAUUCACGAGUACUACCUUGGGAAUAUGUUGGCUAAGAAUCUUCUAUCCGAAAAAGAACAAGAAGCGGAAGAAAAGGAAAAAUCAAAAGAGAUUCCCACUAAAAAUAUCGAAGGUCAGAUGACACCCUACUAUCCAGUGGGAAUGGGAAAUGGUACACCUUGUAGUUUGAAACAGAACCGGCCCAGAUCAAGUACUGUGAUGUACAUAUGUCAUCCUGAAUCUAAGCAUGAAAUUCUUUCAGUAGCUGAAGUUACAACUUGUGAAUAUGAAGUUGUCAUUUUGACACCACUCUUGUGCAGUCAUCCUAAAUAUAGAUUCAGAGCAUCUCCUGUGAAUGACAUAUUUUGCCAGUCACUACCAGGAUCACCAUUUAAACCCCUCACCCUGAGACAGUUGGAACAGCAGGAAGAAAUACUGAGGGUGCCUUUUAGGAGAAAUAAAGAGGAAGAUAUGCAAUCAACUAAGGAAGAGAGAUUUCCAGCAAUCCACAAACCCAUUGCUGUUGGUUCUCAGCCAAUGCUCACAGUUGGAACAACCCACAUAUCCAAACUGACAGAUGACCAACUCAUAAAAGAGUUCCUUAGUGGUUCCUACUGCUUUCACGGGGGUGUUGGUUGGUGGAAAUAUGAAUUCUGCUAUGGCAAACAUGUACAUCAAUACCAUGAGGACAAGGAUAGUGGGAAAACCUCUGUGGUUGUGGGGACAUGGAACCAAGAAGAACAUAUUGAAUGGGCUAAGAAGAAUACUGCUAGAGCCUAUCACCUUCAAGACGAUGGUACCCAGACAGUCAGGAUGGUGUCACAUUUUUAUGGGAAUGGAGAUAUUUGUGAUAUAACUGACAAACCAAGACAGGUGACUGUAAAACUAAAGUGUAAAGAAUCAGAUUCUCCUCAUGCUGUUACUGUAUAUAUGCUAGAGCCUCACUCCUGUCAGUAUAUCCUUGGGAAAUAUGGUUCUACCUUUGGUUAUGCGAUGCGUAAGGGUGGUUUUCCUUGUUAUUUAUCCUGGUUGGAGUUCACUGAGCUUCUCAGGUUGAAUCUCCAGUGAUCUGUAAAAUCUUAGAUACAGCAGACGAAAAUGGACUUCUUUCUCUCCCCAACUAAAGGGUAACAAAGUUCAGGGGAAAAAAAAGAUCAUUGGAAGUCAUGAUGAUUUGUCUGACCAUAUGUCCCAUUAUAGAGCUCUCAGUCAUUGGACUGCAUCUAAAGGAUUGUAUAAAAGGACUCUCAACCACUUUGUGAAUAUGUAUGUGUACAUAAGAGGUUAUUGAUAAACUUCUAAGGCAGACGUUUUGUUUCACCUUUUUCAUUUUUGUUGUGUCUUAUGAACUGAUUGUGUGUUUUUCUUUGCUUGGAUAAUGUGAUUCCAAAAUAAAUCCUGUCCAAGCAAUUUAGAGUCCAUCCUAAUGAAAUGUCAUAAUCAUUGUACCUAUUGAAAGUUUUUAAAUAAUAGAUUUAUUAUGUAAAUUAUAGUAUAUACACUAGCUAAUAAAGUAAGGCUAAUGAAGAAAGAAAUUGACAGGAGGUUGUUUAAAUGAGAGACUGUGUUAAAUAUGUAAUUUCUAGUGCCUGAAAUCCUUUCAACAAAUUUCUAUUUAGCAACCGCUCUCUACCAGGUAUUAAACUAGAAACUGGACACACAGUAAAGCCUCACAUAUAAGUUUUCUUCUCCUCUGUUAAUCUCAAGAAACUCUUAUUUACAAUAGAUUGCUUCUCUCUCAGAACUUUUAUCUGUUUCUUUCUCCUUGAUAUGAGUGUGUUUCCCCAAAAAAUAUGUACCUGGUAUAGACAGUCGGUGAUUCUUCUCUUUCGAUUUAGAAUGAUUUAUCUUAACAAAACACACUGUGCUGGCUAUCCUUUGUACUUGCCUACUAUAUACUACAGAUUUUAGUUCCGGACAGUUUUAUAGCACAAUAUUUAUUUUAAAGUGAAUAAAAUGUCCACAAGCA
This is a messenger RNA of Globicephala melas (long-finned pilot whale), 2572 nucleotides long. RefSeq names its product endoplasmic reticulum lectin 1 (gene ERLEC1). Gene Ontology annotation, biological process: retrograde protein transport, ER to cytosol; endoplasmic reticulum unfolded protein response. Lineage: Eukaryota; Metazoa; Chordata; Mammalia; Artiodactyla; Delphinidae. Gene Ontology annotation, cellular component: endoplasmic reticulum lumen. The record is from RefSeq and is a predicted model, not a curated record.